Molecule: messenger RNA, 1533 nt
Organism: Abrus precatorius (Indian licorice)
Lineage: Eukaryota; Viridiplantae; Streptophyta; Magnoliopsida; Fabales; Fabaceae
Exons: 8
Coding region: 227-1423 (398 amino acids)
Source: RefSeq, a predicted model, not a curated record
AGAACAGAAAAGUUUCCUACACAAGACACUUCUAGGGUUUCAGAUUCCAGUGCUUUGUUGCGGGUGCGCUUGCGUCCUCCUGCCUCCGUCCUCAAGAUUUUGGUUGCUCCUGUGCAUCGUGCUUACUGCAUGUCUUCUAUUCUAUGCAAUUUCACCUUAGAACACACCCCUUUUUCUCACAAUUUUGUUUUAAAAGAGUGGAGGAGAGUGGAAGUGCCUAUUAAAGAUGCCUGAUCUUCCAUUUCAAGUUGGGGAAUUGGCUGAGUCAAGGUGCUUUCAAUAUGGUUUUCGCGGUGCAUGGUUUCGAUGCAAGAUUAGAGGGAUUCGCAUGAAAAAUGCUGAUGUAACCCAUCUAUUGGAGUAUUUUGACUACCCUGAUCAAAGGAUAACAUGGAUCAAAUUGUAUCAAAAGCCCCUAAUUAGCAAGUCAAAGGGCCAUGAAAAGGAAUUGAUAUUGCGACCUCCAUUUCCUACUGUCUAUCGUGAAAAUGAAAACUUUGAUGUGAAUACCAUAUCAAAGGUGAUUGUUAUCGUUGAUAAUGUUUGGAAGGUUGGGGAUUUGGUAGAUUGGUAUACAGAUGGUUGCUAUUGGUCUGGGAGAGUAACUAAAAUAUUGGGAAAUGAUGAAGUUCAGAUUGAUUUGCUACCUCCCCCACUGGGUGAAGGGAACUCUUACAGAGCUUUCAGCAAGGACCUGCGCCCAUCUUUGGACUGGUGCCCAGAAAAAGGUUGGACAGUGCCUAUGCCUAUGUUGCAGGAGGGUGGAUGCAGUCGACCUUGUGCUCAUAUAGUCAAUCCGGCGAAUUCAGGGGAUGCUGUGAACAUCCAUGCUACAGAUGGAACGGUAAAGGUUGAUCAGACUACAUUAAGGACAUUUUCUUCCCAUUCGACUCAAAAUUUUGAGGGUCCGUCAGACAGUGUAGAUAGAUCCAUGGCAAGGAGAAAGCAAUGCAACACUGUUAGAAAUGGGGAUGCUGUGAACAUCCAUGCUACAGAUGGAACAGUAAAGGUUGAUCAGACUACCGUAAGGACAUUUUCUUCCCAUUCGACUCAAAAUUUUGAGGGUCCGUCAGACAGUCUAGAUCGAUCCAUGGCAAGGAGAAAGCAAUGCAACACUUUUAGAAAUGGUAUGGACAAUGACUUGUCUGAUGAUAAAAUUGGAAGAACUAGUUUUUCAGUUGAGAAUUCAGAAAAGGCUACCAUAAAUGGUGGAUAUGAUGAGUAUCCCACAGAGAAGUUGAGAAGCAAUAUAAGCCUUUGUCUGAAUUCCAUGUCUUCCAAUACGACAGAAGCUGCAAUCAUGGACUUGGAGGAACUUUUGAAUAGGAUUAAAUGGUUAAGGGAUGUGUUGAAUUUGGGGGUGCCUUUAUCGGAUACUAAGCAGCCAUCUUGGGAGUUUUCUCAACAUGCGCCAUGCAAAUGAUUGUUUUCUAACCAACGUUAGACAGCAUAAAUUGCUUUCAUCGUUAAAUACAGAUAGAUAGUGCUUUGUCUAAACAGCAGCUGAUUUGGAAUAUAGUGGGUUCUUAUUUU